This is a messenger RNA of Lycium barbarum (goji berry), 1833 nucleotides long. RefSeq names its product protein ALP1-like. The record is from RefSeq and is a predicted model, not a curated record. The coding region runs from base 95 to 1567 and encodes 490 amino acids. The transcript has a single exon. NCBI's taxonomy places the organism in Eukaryota, Viridiplantae, Streptophyta, Magnoliopsida, Solanales, Solanaceae.
UGCUCCAAUUCCUUCUUUUUUGUGUUCACAUUCUUUAAUUCUCUCAAUUCAAAAACUUUCACACCUCAAAUUCAAUAUACUUUUCAGAUAUAUAAUGGAAAUUUCUUCUUUCCCAUUUCCCACCCAAGAAGAUUAUACUUCCCAAAAUUUCUUCACUUUUUUUCAAGAUUUUGACUUGCCUGACACUACUAUUGCUCCUCCUCCUCCAACUACUGCUACUUUUGCUUCUCAACCACUUCCCAAGAAGCCAAGAACUGAUGAUUUUGAUUUCAAUCCAGUUGUUGAAGAUAUACUGAGCAAAUUCUUGGGAUUUGACAACCAAGAAGAAGAGAAAACAAUUAACCCAAAAAUGGAUCAGUCAUUUGCAAAUCAAUCCGAUUUUUACUUUUCGAAUCAAGAAAUGGAAGCCCCAAAGCCAGUGGUGGGUAAUAACAACAAAAGGGGUCGUCAAAAUUCAACUGAAUUCAUCUCAAGUGAAGAGGAUACUAAUUCUCAGCCACCACAACAAAGGAGAUUAUGGGUUAAAGACAGGUCUAAAGCAUGGUGGGAACAUUGCAAUAGUCCUGAUUUCCCUGAAGAAGAGUUUAAAAAAGCGUUUAGAAUGAGCAAAGCAACAUUUGAUAUGAUAUGUGAUGAAUUGGAAUCAGUAGUGACAAAAAAAGACACAAUGCUACGUCAAGCAAUUCCAGUUCGUCAACGGGUUGCCGUGUGCAUUUGGAGAUUAGCUACAGGUGAACCACUUCGUGAAGUUUCAAAGCGUUUUGGUCUUGGCAUAUCAACGUGUCACAAGCUUGUUCUUGAAGUUUGCACUGCUAUUAAAGGUGUGCUCAUGCCUAAAUUUGUUCAAUGGCCUAAUGAUAACAAGAUGAAUGAAAUCAAACAGGAAUUUCAGAUGUUAUCUGGGAUGCCAAAUGUUGGUGGAUCAAUUUACACAACACAUGUUCCAAUUAUUGCACCAAAGGUAAGUGUAGCUGCUUAUUUCAACAAAAGGCAUACAGAGAGGAAUCAAAAGACUUCAUAUUCUGUUACAGUUCAAGGUGUUGUUGAUCCUAAAGGGAUUUUUACUGACGUUUGUAUCGGUUGGCCUGGUUCAAUGUCUGAUGACAAAGUCUUGGAAAAAUCAGCUCUUUUUCAAAGAGCAAAUAGGGGGUUGUUGAAAGAUGUUUAUGUUGUUGGAAAUUCGGGUUUUCCAUUAAUGGAUUGGGUUUUGGCUCCUUAUACUCGACAAAAUCUUACUUGGACUCAACAUUCUUUUAAUGAGAAAGUUGGAGACAUUCAAAAGGUUGCUAAAGAAGCGUUUAUGCGAAUGAAAGCAAGGUGGAGUUGCUUGCAGAAGAGAACAGAAGUGAAACUUCAAGAUUUGCCUGUUGUUCUUGGGGCUUGUUGUGUAUUGCACAAUAUUUGUGAGAUGAGAGGUGAAGAAUUAAGCCAAGAUUUAAGGUUUGAUUUGUUUGAUGAUGAAAUGGUACCAGAAAAUAUAGUCAGAUCAAUGAAUGCUGUGAAGGCUAGGGAUCAGAUUGCUCACAAGCUCUUACACCAUAACCAUGCUGGCACCAAUUUCCUAUAGUAACAAAUAGUACUUAUGUUUUUAACUUUGCCAAAAUUUUGUAUCCUGUUUCAAGGAUUGGCUCAAGUUUUUUUCUAUAGCGGGCAGGGGGUGAUUUUUUUGUAUGGCAUUUGAUGUCAUGUUAUAGAAUAAGUACAAUACUGUAAACUCUUAUAGAAGAUUUGAUUUACUAAAGGAUUGGAUACCGACAUGUAUUGGGUGUACUUUCUGACAGAAGUGAUGCAAAAUUUUUGAUAUCAAAUUAAACUUGAAUUGUUGUUACAUUA